Messenger RNA from Schistocerca cancellata (South American locust), 1287 nucleotides. Its product is annotated as odorant receptor Or2-like. The record is from RefSeq and is a predicted model, not a curated record. The transcript has 7 exons. Gene Ontology annotation, molecular function: olfactory receptor activity; odorant binding. The coding region runs from base 1 to 1287 and encodes 428 amino acids. Gene Ontology annotation, biological process: detection of chemical stimulus involved in sensory perception of smell; sensory perception of smell. Gene Ontology annotation, cellular component: plasma membrane. Lineage: Eukaryota; Metazoa; Arthropoda; Insecta; Orthoptera; Acrididae.
AUGAACAUGUACUUCAACGUACCAGCAGCUCACAAUGAGCCGUCAGGUCGAGCAGCGCGGUCGGGGGAGGAACACAAUGGCGGGACCCGCGCGCUGGCUGGCCACGUGCGCUACCUGACGCUGGGCGGGCUCUGGCCGCGCGCGCGGGGAACCCCCUACCUGGUGUACGCUGCGCUGGUGCAGCUGUGCGGCGCCGCCUACGUGGCAGUCUGCCUGCUCAGCGUGUACUCGGCGCGCGGCGACGUGGCCGGCAUCUCGCACACGCUCAUGCACACGCUCGAGAUCAGCUCCGGGGUCCUGAAGGCGGGGCUCUUCUUCCGCAAGCGGCGAGCCUUCUACCGGCUGGUGCGGGACCUCGAGCUGAUGGAAUCCCGGGACUGGGGCUGCCCCGAGCUGGAGGCCGCUCGGCGCUGGGCGCGCUGGAUGACGGGCCCACUUGCAGCAGUACUCUGCUACUCGGUCAGACCACAGACGGCUGCCUCCACCCUGCAGGUGUCACUGAGCGCCUACAUCUACGCUCUGAUCCUGCUGUGGCUUCCGUCACCGCUGCUGGCGGGCGGCGACGAGUGGCUGCUGCCACUGGUGCAGAUCCACGGCGUGGACUGGUCACGGCGGCCCGGCGCCUACGCCGCGCUCUACGCACUGCAGUGCGCCGUGCCACUCACGCAGGUGCCCGUCGUCAUCGGCCUGGACUGCUUCUUCGUGGCGGCCAUGCUGCACGUGGGGGCACUACUGCAGCUGCUGGGGCAGCGCGUCUCCAGUCUGCGAGUCUCGAGUGACAGUGACUCUGAAGACUCUGCUAGCGACGACGGACGGCACAUUCUCUACGCAGAACUUAGCAGCUGCAUCCAGAGUCAUCAGAAAAUAACAAAGUUCCUGCAGGACCUGGAGGAGGCCAUGAGCGGCAUGGUGCUCGUGCAGCUGUCCUCUACCAUGGUCAACCUGUGCACGGCACUCUACCAGCAGACCAAGAUCAAGGACGUGAGCUCGGCCCUGCAGUACGCCAUGCUGCUGCCCUUCCACACCGCGCAGAUCUACUUCUACUGCUGGACGGCCGACAACAUAACGCAACAGGGCGAGGCUGUAUCACUGGCAGCAUACAGCAGCCACUGGACAGGUGCAGGCAUCCCCUUCCAGAAGGCGCUGUCUAUCGUGAUGGCGCGUGCUCACAAGCCACUACUGGUCACUGCGGGCCACCUCUACCCCAUCAACAGAGCUGCCUUCGUAGCGCUGAUGAAGGCCUCCUACUCGUACUACACACUGCUCAGGCAGCUGGACACCAAAUGA